Messenger RNA from Melopsittacus undulatus (budgerigar), 7587 nucleotides. It is a transcript of the gene PDE4DIP, whose product is annotated as phosphodiesterase 4D interacting protein. Lineage: Eukaryota; Metazoa; Chordata; Aves; Psittaciformes; Psittaculidae. The coding region runs from base 311 to 7000 and encodes 2229 amino acids. Gene Ontology annotation, cellular component: Golgi apparatus; centrosome. The transcript is spliced from 36 exons. Gene Ontology annotation, biological process: regulation of Golgi organization; centrosome cycle; positive regulation of microtubule nucleation. Gene Ontology annotation, molecular function: molecular adaptor activity. The record is from RefSeq and is a predicted model, not a curated record.
GGGGCCGUGAAGAGACAGGAGCAGCCUCGGAGGGUGGGGAACUGUGAGGAGAGGUAGGCAGCGAAGGGAGGGGCAGCCUGAAGAAUGACCAGCCCUGAUGUGGCUGAGCUGAGAUAGGAAUGAGAUGUUGCAGGGUGGGAUGUUUCUGUAGCAGCAGGAGUCCCGGCGUGUCACCCACUCUAAAAGGGGGGGAUUGAUGGCGUGAGAAAGUAGCUGUACCCUAGGAGAUGCACUGAGUGAUCAGUUAGAGGCCUUAGGAGGGUCUCUUGGGAGCCCCAGAAGUAGGUUUGGGUACUGGGAAGGAGGGAGGAUGAAGGAAACUUGCCGGAUCUGUGCCCGAGAGCUGUGUGGCAACCAGCGGCGAUGGAUCUUCCACACGGCGGCCAAGCUGAACCUCCAGGUGCUGCUCUCCCACGUCCUGGGCAGGGAGCUGUGUCGGGAUGGCAAAUCCGAGUUCGCUUGCAGCAAGUGUGCCUUCAUGCUGGACCGCAUCUACAGGUUCGACACCGUCAUCGCACGCAUCGAAGCCCUCUCCAUCGAGCGGCUGCAGAAACUGCUGCUGGAGAAAGACCGCCUCAAGUUCUGCAUCGCAAGCAUGUACCGCAGGAACAAUGAAGACUCUAGCACAGAUGACAGAGCUGGGGAAGGGACUGUGGACCUUUCUAACCUGCCUGAUGCGCGGUAUGCUGCCCUCCUCCAGGAGGACUUUGCUUAUUCUGGAUAUGAGUACUGGAUGGAUCAAGAAGAGCACAGCUUGGAGCCACACAGCUGCCAUGCUUCAGAGGGAGCGAGCAGCCGCCCGCGGCGCUGCCGUGGCUGUGCUGCGCUGCGGGUGGCUGAUGCUGACUACGAAGCAAUUUGCAAAGUGCCACGAAAGGUGGCCAGAAGCAUCUCCUGCGGGCUGUCCAGCCGGUGGUCAGCCAGCAUGGGCAACGAGGAGUCAUCUGUGUGUGAUGUGGCGGAGUCUGCCAGUGCCAGAGUGCCAAUGGAUGGGGAGAGCAUGGAGGAAGGCACACCUGCAUCCUCUGUCGAGUCCCUGGACACGACUGUGGAGGCAAACCCGCCACAGCAGAAGGAUGAAGAUGCAGAUAAGGGGGUGAAAGGGAAUGGAAAGUGUGAUGACUUCUCAGAUGACCGCAUGACCCCAAACUCUUCGCAGAGUGGGAACAGGCUGGAGCUUGCCCUCAGUUUGAUCAAGGCUUUGGACUACAAACCCCUUCAGAGUCCUCGAGGCAGCAGGCUACCUAUUCCUGUGAAGUCCAGCUUGUCCUCUGCCAAGCUCAGCCGUGAUUUGGCAGAUGGCAGUGCUUCUGCUGGCUUAGCAUGCACUGGAUCUGCUUUCCUGAACGCAGACAGAAAAUCCUUUUCCAGAGCUCCUUUGGGUGUUUCCCUGGAGAUUUCUGAACUGCAGGAGCUGUGGGAUGACCUCUGUGAGGAUUAUAUGCCGCUGCGGGUACAGAAUUUGCAGGAUGAACAUCAGCAGCUGGCUCCAGGUGACCCUGCAGCAGGGGAGCAUGUAUCCCAUCUGCGUGCUGCAGAGCUUCAGGGCAAGAUCCAGCAGGUUGAAGCUGCCAACAAGUUGUUACAGGAAAAGCUGAAUGGAUUGAAUUUUCAAUUAAAGUCUGUCCAAGAAACAUCGCAGAGGCAAGAUCGUACAAUCCAGAGUCUGAAUGAGGCCCUGAAGAGCAAAGAGAGCAAGACAGAAGAACUUUACCACAUCAUUGAAGGUCAGAAUGAGACAAUGGCCAAGCUGCAGGACAUGUUACAUAGAAGUCAUCUGGGACAGUUGCAGAUGUCGGAGAGCCCACUCUCGCUGCAGGAGCAGCAAAUGUCGCUGCUGGAUCUUCAGAACAUACUUUUCUGCACCAAGUUGGAGGUGCAGAAACUGAAAAGAGCUCAGCGCCAGAAAGAGCAUCAAUUGGCUGAAGCCAAGAGAGCAGCCCAGCUUCUAGAGACCAUGGUGCAUGAGGAAGAACAGCAGAAAGAGGCAACCUGGAAACACAACCAGGAGCUGCGUGCUGUGGUACAGCAGCUGCAGGCAGAGCUUCAGAGCAAGGCUCAGCAGCUCCAGACCGUGGAGUGGGAGAAGUGCCGUGAGCUGCAGGCCCAGGAGCAGAAAAUUCAGCAUUUGAGUCAGCACCUGGCUCGCAAGGAACAGCUUCUCCAGGAAACAAGGGAGCUUCUGCAAUGCCAGCAAAGCUUGGACAAGAGCCCUGCAGCCAUGAAUGCCAUGCUGGAGAAACUGCAGCAGCGAGUCAGUGACAGGGAUGCUGCUCUGGAGCGAGCAGUAGAUGAGAAAUUCUGUGCACUGGAGAAGAAAGAGCAAGAACUGCAACAGCUCCAUCUCUCAAUAAGGGAGCGUGGAACUGACCUGGAGAGGCUGCGCAAUGUCUUGUCUAGCAACGAGGCCACGAUUCAUAGCCUGGAGAGCCUUCUGAAAGCCAAAACUCUGGAAUUAGAGCAGGUCUCAGCAACCUGCCAAAACCUCCGCUGGCUCAAGGAAGAGAUAGAGGCCAGAUCCUGCAGCAGGCAGAAGGAGCAGGAGGGAAUUAUCCAGCAGCUGCAGACCUGCCUGCAUGACAGGAACAAGGAAGUGGAGGAGCUUACAGCAACUCUGCUGUGCAAGCUGGGCCCAGGCCAGAGUGAGGUAGCAGAGGAGCUGUGCUUGCGUCUCCAGCAGAAGGAGAAAAUGCUACAAGAUCUUCUCAGUGACAGGAACCGUCAGACCAUGGAGCAUGACACUGAAAUCCGGGAGCUGCUACAAGCUGUGAGCACCAAGGAGCAGCAGAGCAGAGUGGCUGCUGAGAAGAUGGUGCACGCUUUGACUGAAAGGGGCUCUGAGUUACAACUCCUGCGCCAGCAUGUGUUGGGGAAGGAGCCUGUUGGGGCCAAGUCAGCUGGUGCCAGCCUGUUGAAGCAGGACAAACAGCCCAUACAAGAAAUACUGCAAGGAGCUUGUGGAGCCACAGCCAUUGCUGGACCCCCACAGGGGGACAGCAGCUGCAGAGCAGAAGAGGUUACAGUAUCAGCAGCAGAGAUGGAGAAGGAUCUUGUUAAUGCCAAAGAGGAGCUGGAGCUAAUGGCAAAGAAGGAAAGAGAAAGCAGGCGAGAGCUCACUGCUCUCCAGUCUGUUGUGGCCGCACAGGAGGAAGAGCUGCAGGUGCAGGCCUCAGAUAUAGAGUCCUUGACCAGGACCAUUCAGAUCAAAGAGGACCUCAUCAAGGAUCUUCAGAUGCAGCUGGUGGAUCCUGAAGAAAUUCCAGCUGUGGAAAGGCUGACACAAGAAGUGCUAGUGCUUCGGGAGAAAGUGGCCAUAGCAGAGUCACAAGGACAAGAAGCUACUGGAAACAGAAGGCAGCAGUUGUUACUGAUGCUGGAAGGGUUGGUGGCUGAGAGGAAUCGGUUAAAUGAGGCUCUCCAGGCAGAAAGACAGCUCUAUGGCAGCCUGGUAAAGUUUCACACACACCCAGACAGCGCUGCGAGGGACCACACUCUGCAGGUGGAGCUGGAGGGAGUCCAUGAGCUCCGGGGACAGUUGGAAGAAGCUCUUGGAAGAAGCUUGGAGUGUUUGAGCAGGCUGGAGACACAGGGCGCCACAGGAGGUCAGGCCACAGGCACAGACACUGAUGAUGCUGGCACCAACUUUACCCACAACAUCAAGAAGGAGGCAGCCCAUGGUGUGGCAACCCAGCAUAGCAGCCUCCAGACUCGCAAGGAAAGUGGGGGCACUGAAAGGACCCUGAUGGGGACCACAGCGCCCACUGUGCCAGAGCGGGAGCUGCGGGCGGAAGAGGAGCUGCGGGAGCUGAAGGCGCAGCUGGAGGAAGCCGGCUUCUCCUCCGUCUCCCACAUCAGGAAGGUGAUGCUGAGCCUUUACCUAGAGAACGCAGAGCUGAAGGAGCGGAUGGGUGAAGCCACAUCACUCCUGGAGAAUGGGGAGCAGGAGGAGGCUGGGCUAGGCGGCCCCUUGGCCCCCGAGCCGCGCAGGCUGCCGAGGAAGAGCCGCAGUGCCCUCGGGGACUGCCCAGCCGGCGGCAGCGGGGAUGGACAGGGGGCUCCGGCAGAGAGGGGAGCUGUGCCAGCCAAACGUCCAGCGCUGGAGGCACGAUCCCAGGAUGACAUGGCCAAGAGACCCUGCCCUGGCACCCUAGGCAGAGGGGACAGGAGUUCUGUGGAGGGCACCGUCCCUGGUGGGAGCUGGCCAGGGCUAGGUGCAGAGCUUCGCUCCCAGGUGGCACAGGGACAGAGGCAGUGCCAGGAGCUGAAGGACAAGCUUGCUGCCUCGGAGGCCACAGUGCGGGCACAAGCAGAGCAGCUGGAGAAGUACCACGUCCUGCUCCGUGAACCCCAUGCCCAGCAGCUCAGCAAGCAAGUGCAGGUGGACUUCCAGGACCUGGGCUAUGAGACAUGUGGGCGAAGUGAGACUGAGGCCGACCGGGAUGAGACCACCAGCCCUGAGUGCGAGGAGCCAGAUGUAUUCAGUGAGCCUAGCCUGGGUGAGGAGCUGGGGGUGCCCAGAGCGAGCAAGGCUGCCCAGAAAGCCAUGGCCUUGGCAGAUGUGGGCGCCCUGCACCAGCACAUCCAGGACCUCAAGGCACAGCUGCUCAAUGCCAACAAGGUGAUCCAGAGCCUGCAGCGCCGAACCCGCUCCAUCUCCGUCACCAGUGGCUACACCUCGGGCGCCGAGCGGCCCCCGCCGGGUCCUACAGCCCUGGGCUCCCCGGCGCACAGCCUCACCGACGAGGACGAGGGCUGGCAGUCCGACGGCCACAGCGCCCUCUGCCCGCCCGCCCUGCGGGCACACCGCGACCUGCAGCACCUGGUGCACCGCGUUGCGCUCCUCGAGGCGCAGCUGCCCGCAGCCAAAGCCGGUGGCGUUUUGCCCAAGGAGCUGCAAUCUGCCACUUGGCCGGGGAAGUACAAUUCGUUGAUCCAAGCGCAGGCUCGGGAGCUCUCCCACCUGCGGCAGACACUGCGGGAGGGCCGCGGGGUGAGCCACAGCCUGGCCCAGCACCUGCGCGAUGCCCUGCGGUCCUUUGAGGACCUCCUCCGCGGCACCGACAUUGACUAUUACCAGGGCCAGGGCUUUCGAGAGCAGCUGGCUCAGGGCAGGCAGCUGGCUGAGAGGCUCAGUGACAAGCUGGGCACCAGAGAUCGACGUGAUGGAGAUGAUAAAACCAGUCACGAACUCCUGGCACUGAGGCUUAGCCAAGAGCUCCAGGAGAAGGAGAAGGUGAUUGAGAGCCUGGAGGUGAAGCUGCAGGAGCGCUGUGAGUCCCCAGGCAGCAGCCACCUGCCCUCCGAGUCAUCCCGCUCUGCCACCAGCUCCUCCUUUGUGUCUGAGGGGCUGGAACCCUGCUCUGAUGGCGACACAGCCAGCGAAUGCAGCCAGUGCAGUGAGGAGCCCGCCCAACACACAGGUGUGAUGCUACCCAUGGCACCAGCAAAGCCCACAGCCCCACUGGGCCCUUUCAGAGAGGGCAGCAAAGUCCCGGCAGCACCCUGCCGACACGGUGCACUGCAGAGCCCCAGGGCCGCUGAGACCCGCACCAUCUGGGACGUACCCCGUCCUGGCCAGCCACUUUACAGGACCCUACCACCAGGGUAUCCCUCCAGCCAGAAGCUAACAGGGGCAGAUCUGCUGGAGGAACACUUGGUGGAGAUCCGCAGCCUGCGCCAGCGGCUCGAGGAGUCCAUCUGCACCAACGACCGACUCCGCGAGCAGCUCGAGCGCCGCCUGGCCUCUACCAGCAACACCAGUGGAUUGUCCAGCAAUGUCUAUGCCCAGUCACCGGAGCUGGGGCUGCAGCUGAGCGGGGAAAACAAGGCUCUGCGAGACGACAACCGGACCCUGCGGCUCCAGCGUGACCACAUCUCCCAAGAGCUGGCACGGGUGCAGGAGGCACUCAUGGCUGCUUGCUCCCGAGCCCGGGAGGCUGAAGCAGAGCUGGAACAGAGGAGUGGGAAGCAGCGGAGGCUGGCUGAGGAGCUUGCUGAGCAGCAAGAGAAUGUCCGGCAGCUCCGGGAUGAGCGGCGCUCUUUGCAGGAGGACAACAAUAGGCUGCAGCACACGGUGACACUCCUGCAGCAGCAGUGUGAGGAGCACCGCCUGCUGCUGCAGACCUUGCGUGCAGAGCUGCAAGUCUAUGAGAGCCUCCCUGGCCCCUCUGCUGAGACCCGUGCAGGCUGCUUCCCAUCUCCUCCAGUGCGGGAUGUUGGCACAAGUUCAGCAGCACCCCUCUUCUCCCCACUGUCCUCUGACAUGUCUGUGAUGCGGCAGAUGGACGGGCCACGUGGGCCAGAUCCACUGGUGAAGAAGAGUGAGGGGCUAACGAGGGCUCAUGUCAUUGGCUGCCUGGACACCUACCGGGCCCUGGAGCAGCACAUCCUGGAGGGGAAGGCACUGGCCUGUGAGCUGAUGUGUCUCACGCGCCCUGCACUUGGGCUAAAUAACUGUCUGCUCCCGGGAAAGCAGGUAAAGUGUGGGCAGAACAGGUCUGGCAGUCGCUGGGGGCCAGACAUUCUGAAGAGCAUGUGUAAAGUGGCCCCUGAGCCCAACUUCAGCCCUGAGGCUUGCAGGGCUGCGAAGCAGCUGACAGCCUCCAGCUUGGGGCUGCUGCCGGUACUGCCCUGCAGUGGUGGGCUGGCCAGGGUGAGUCCCUGGGUGCAGUGGGAUGUAGGUGCCCUGGCAGCCUCUGCUCCCGUACCCCUUUCCUGCAGGCCCUGCAGUGGACAGGCACAGGGCACCUCUGGGGCAGCGCCAGCACCCUGCAUGGCAUUCUGGAGCAAUGUGUGUCUCUCCUCACUGCCUUCUGGAGCACUGUGCUGCCCAUCAGCCCAGCCCAGCACCAGGGCAAGGAGCAGGUGCUACAGGAUGAGAUCGCAGCGCUGCGGGCACAGCUCUCUGAAAGGGAGAAUGCUCUGCAGAGCACAGCUGAGCGGCUGCGCAGCACGGCGCAGCUCAAGGACAGCAUGGAGCAGUUCAUUGUCAGCCAGUUGAGCAGGACCCACAAUGUGUUGCGCAAGGCUAGGACAAACCUGGAGGUGAAGGCCCAGCAGGCCCUGCCCGUCGCUUGAACAGGGCUGGGAGCAAUGCCUUUGCUCACGGAACGGCUUGCUGGCUGCUGAGCCAGGCCAGAGAGGACCCUGUCCCUGCUACUUCAAGGCGUGGGCAGGACAGGGGUCUGGGCUGUCCAGUGCUACAUAGCUAGUGGAUUUGGGCUGCUGUGGUGGUUGCAUGCCCUCCACCUGUCUUUGCUUGGUAUUGCAGCAGCAGCUGCUGGCUUGGGCUUUGCCUGCCCCAUGUGUCAGUGCUCGCCCCUUUCCACCCACAGUACUUAGAGUGGGGUGCACAGCCCUCCCCAUCAAGCACCUUUCACCUUGGGACUUGGUCCCAUUUGUAACCCUGCUGCAUAUCUGUCCCUGCUAUCGGAUGUAUGUAUAUGUAUAUAGGCAGAAGUAUCAGAGCUGCAUUUUGGGGCCUCUCCAGGCAUGUUGGGGCCCCAGUGUGGGAGGAUGUAAGAAAUGCCACAUUCUGUUCAGUGGCUGGAGAGUCCCCAAUAAACGUUUCCUGCAGGUUGUGGUGUU